Molecule: messenger RNA, 1307 nt
Organism: Homalodisca vitripennis (glassy-winged sharpshooter)
Lineage: Eukaryota; Metazoa; Arthropoda; Insecta; Hemiptera; Cicadellidae
Product: two pore potassium channel protein sup-9
Exons: 1
Coding region: 147-1307 (386 amino acids)
Biological process (GO): potassium ion transmembrane transport; stabilization of membrane potential
Cellular component (GO): membrane
Molecular function (GO): potassium ion leak channel activity
Source: RefSeq, a predicted model, not a curated record
UUGUAAAAAGCAUGUUUUAUAUUUUAAAACAUUAAUUGUAAAUUUAUAUAGCUUAUUAAUUAUUUUUGACUAAUAGAAGCGUUAGAAAUUAUUUUCGUUAUUAAUCUAAUUAAAAUGUAGUGUCAUGCUUAGGGUAUGAGCCUAAAAUGGAGUUUAAGAAGUAUAAAAAUAUGGAGCCUGUGGCAGCGUUCCAGAGUGGAGACAGAAAUAGCACAAAGCAGAUCUUUGUGUGGGUCUGUCAAACCAGUCAGUGUUGUUGCACCAUGCGAAGAGGAGUGUCGUCAGUGCGCGGCUCUGUGAGGAGUCGUGGCUCGUCCACUUCCACCACGGCAAGCGACCCUCGGGAGAAGCUGCAAGACUGUUGUCGCAAACUGGUGGCAUUCAUGUGCACACAGGUCGGAGUGGGUGGUCUCAUUGUCUGUUAUGCAGUUAUUGGAGCUGUCAGUUUCAUGCAUAUUGAGGGAACUAAAGAGGCUCCUGAGGCGGAGAAGGUCAACAUGUACAGGAAUACUUGUGCCCUGGAACUCUGGCAACUGACUACAGACGAGAACAUUUUUAAUGCCAGCUCAUGGAGUAUUCGAGCAGACAUGGUGGUGCAGAUUUUCCAGAAUAAUGUGACUGCAGCAAUUAAAAAAGGUUAUGAUACACGGAGAGCGGAAGAAAGAUGGUCUUUUCCAGCGGCAUUGAUGUUUUCUCUAUCGAUCUUCACGAUGUUAGGAUAUGGUAAUAUGGUCCCUCGAACGAGCUGGGGGAAGUUGGUAACUGUCAUAUAUGCCGUGUUUGGUAUUCCAUUGUACGCCUUGUACUUUAUGAACAUGGGUAAAGUGUUGGCUCAAGUGUUUCGAUGGGUGUACACCAAAGUUUAUAUUUACAGUGUGGAAGAUCGGCAGAAGCGGAUUGAAGGUGAUUUAGGGCAAGCGAACCCGAGAAUUGUUGUACCGUCUACAGCCUGUCUCUGGGUCAUGGGUGCUUACAUUGCGACUGGGUCUAUGAUGUUUAAGGCUUGGGAAAACUGGACAUACCUCGACAGUACAUACUUCUGUGUUACUAGCUUGUGUAAAAUCGGCUUUGGAGAUUUUGUGCCUGGAGCAAACAUACUAGAAUCUAAGAGUGGGAAUCAAACCAAACUGGUCAUAAAUUUUGUGUACAUUCUUCUCGGAAUGGGGCUUAUGGCGAUGUGCUACAAUCUGAUGAGAGAACUGGUGCGAGUUAAAAUGAGAGAUUUUAAGGAAAAUAUUGGAAUUUGUUUUGAAGUUAUUAGGCUUAGAGCGAUCGCCUGCUAUAGAAGACGAAGAUCUUUGGAUUGA